Messenger RNA from Podarcis lilfordi (Lilford's wall lizard), 10021 nucleotides. The record is from the annotation of a GenBank genome assembly. NCBI's taxonomy places the organism in Eukaryota, Metazoa, Chordata, Lepidosauria, Squamata, Lacertidae.
AUGUCCUCUUCAGUGUGCAAGUAUGUGUUGAAUGUGUUUCAGCCAUGUUAGUGCUUGCCUUGCUCUCUCUAUGGUCUGUGUUGUAGAGAGUGUGUGCAAGGCGGCUGGCAUGAAAUUGGUUUGAUAUAAAGCAAGGUAGUUAUGGCACGGGGGAAACUAGAAGGAUGUUCAGGCAGGACGAACCCAGCAGCAGUUUCUAAGAAGGCCACCUUGGAUGAUGAACACAAGUUUGUGCCCUGCCAGCUUUCAAGUGCUGAGCAAGCAGAGAGAGGAUAUGAAGGCAGGAGGACCCUGUUGCCAUUGGGGUGGGGGGUGGGGGUAAAAACAUAUCAUUGUGGAAUCCUGCCACUCCCCACACCCACCAGUGCUCUACAUUAGAACUUAGCAAAUUUGUAGGAGGAGGGUUUUUAAUGUUAAAAAAAUCUAUUUUGAAUGGCAAAAGAGGCUAAGCCAGGGGCAUAAUGCACGUGACAUGACAGUCCUUAAAGCAGUUGUUCUCAAACUUUAUCUGGGCCACACUUUCAGAAUAAAAAUUUGCUUGCCCCAUACUCAAUUUUGUAUUAAUAAGACAUACAUUGGAAAACAGAAAGAACGCUUAGCUGUGCUUGAUUUUGGAAAAAAAAUCCAAACAGUAUUCUGCAAAUAAAGCAUUUUGAUAGUACACUACACUGAAAUGUUUCCUUGAUUGUUCUUGAAUCUUCCUGCCACACUUGCCAUCCUCUGCUGCUGCACAGGCACUGUAUCCUGCAGAAGGGGGAAAUGCAACUCUGAGGAACCCACAGUCUCAAUUACUUGACAUGUUCUGGACAUGAAAUAAGUAUUCAAGUUACUUUGUUUACUUUCUCUGGAAACUGAACUUUUUAAAUAAAAUGAAAUAUGGUUUUGGCAGCUGGGUGACAUAAGGCACUCCAAAGUGUGUGUUGGGGAGGAGCUGCACCUGUUGAAUUUCUGGCUGCCUCACUACUGGACUUUAACAAAGCUCUGCUCCAGCCUCAGGCUGAUCGUUCAAAAGCACUUUUCCGGAGCCAAGUCUUCAUUCACAAAGCGGUGAUGGGGGGUGCUGCUGCAAAAGACCGUCACCGCCUGUUCUGCUGCUGCUGCUGCUGCUGCAAUCAGUGCAGCGCCCAGAAAGCGGGCUAAGUGAGGGCGUGGGCAUUUACUGAGCACGCGCAUUCCCCCUGAGUUGCGCUUGCGCACUCAGUCGAGGUGAAGCUACGGAGACGAGGUAAGGUGGCCGCUGUCUUCCAUUCCUCCCGCCCCCGCCCCCGCCCCCCCCGCCCAGCCUGAGCUCUGCACGACUCCAGGAGCUCCUCUCCGGCCACCAACACGCGCGACCAGAGCCCCAUGCAAGGAAGUUGGGUGCGGGGAGCAGUUAGGGCUACGUCGGGCCAUGGCCCCUCCCCUCUCUGUUUUUUUAAUUGCAAAGCAGCUUCAAAGCCUGGAAAUAAAUAUCCAAAGUAGCGUGCAGUAAAAUAAGACGAAAUAUAAAAUCCAAAAAUUUACAAGCUCUGUAAAACCAAAGACAAUGAGGACAACUGUAGUUAUUAUUUUGAAAACUAGCUGGAUCACAGUUUUGGAGAAGACUGUUUUUAAUGUCUCCGAUCUCCAAAACAGGAUAUUACUGGAUCAGGCCGAUGGCCCAUUAGUCCUGUACCCUACUUUCACAGCGGCCAACCAGAUGGGAAACGAGCAAGCAGGACCUCAGCACAAGAGCAAGGCUGUGGUUCCCAGCAACUGGCAGUCCCAAAUGCUCCCUCUUAGCAAUGGCCCCUUGAGGAGUGAUGUUACUCUCGGAUAUAUUUGGGGAGGGGGGUAACUGGGUCCCAAGUUGUUUAGGGCUCUAAAUGCUAAAAGCAAAAUUAGUAUGGGCAGCCCAGUGCAGCUUGCCUGACAGAGAAGUUACAUGGUGUUCACCAGCUGCACCUUCUGGGUUAAGUUCGAGGGAAGCCCCCCCCCCCCCCAGUCCACACACACAGAGCUCAUUGCAUUAAUCCUCUCCAGAGUGUCAGGAUGGCAUGACAUAGGCCAAGGUCUCCUUCCUGGUCCAGGAACAGCUGCAGCUGCCUUGUCAACCACAGCUGGCCCAAAGGCGCUCAUAGCCACCUGGGCCUCUAGUGGCAAAGGGUGGACCCAGGAACACCCCCCAGGCUACGCACCUGUGCCUUUGGAGGGAGGAAUGCAACCCUGUUUGGAGCAGGCAACACACCUCCUACCUGGGCGUGGGUCUUGCUCACCUACCAACUCACCACUGCACUCAGACUUUCCCACAGCAAACACCAGGCAGGUGGCACAACGGGCAGCAGGGAGCGCAGGCGAUUCCCAGUCCCACUCCCUGGUACCCACUGCCAGGAAGGGGAUCCUGUCAACAUCCCCCUCCUCUCCCCACCCCAGCAGUGCCUCCCUCAUCCUCCCCCCACCUGCCCACCCCAUCCCCUCCAAGGGAGGUUGUUUCCUGGUGUGAUACCCAGGAGAGGUAAGAGCAGGAAUGUCCCUCUUGCCUAGCCACUAACUCAUCCUGCCCAUCAAGAUGGAUGGAUGGAUGAGGUGCUGAGAGCACGUUACAUGCUGAGAAGCUUUGUAAGCCGCUUUGAGAGCCUCUUGGGGCUCUGAAGCAGAAUAUAACAAGCAUUCCAGAUAAUGCCCUUUAAUCCUAGAUAAGGGUGGAGAGAGAAUUAUCCACUCCAAAAGAGAGCUAAAUGACCCCAGCCAGUGCCUUCUGCUUUGAGGUCUCCAGUGAAGGGUGGCAAGCACGAGACCAACUGCCCACCUGCCCCCAGCCAGGGUGGCCAAUGACUUCUUAUCCUGCACCCACCCCCACCCCCGCCACAGGAAGGGCACAACCUGAAAGGGAUUGUGGCAGUGCCCAGAGGGUGAGGGGAGCUGGCCUGGGUGGUUCCUUGUGCAACACCACCCUUUGUGUUCCUGUUGGAAGGCCAGCCAAGCCAUGCCCACACCCAGUUCCACCUCUGCUGUGCCCCGUGUGCCUCUCACCUUCCUGCCCAACUGGUUCAGCUGCCUUUUUCUACUCCUGCUGCCUCACAAGCAGGAAGAGGGGCAGUCAGGCACCAGGCCGGGGGGGGGGGACGACGACACAGGUUGUGUGUGGGAGUCUCUUAAAGCAGGGGAAAUGGGCUGCAGAAAAGAAAAAGGGAUCUGCUGGUAGAGUUUUUGUUUGGCAUCUGCAAUUGUGGGUUUCUGGACACACACCUGAACUCAUUUUUUUAACCUUGCAAAUAUCAAGUAUUCUUCCCCCACCCCGUCCAGCUGCUGGCCAUAUCUAGGACUGCAUUUUUGUCUGAAAGGCUUGUGAGCUUGAUUCUGGCAAAUUCCCAGGCUGAGAACAUGCUGAAUUUUAGGUGGGUCUCUCCCACUCCCCACCUCACCCUGCCUGCCCAUUUCUUGAAGCGUGUCUUUCGGAUGCUCUUCGUAAAGGUCUGAUCAGAGUACGUAGCCAAAGUUAUGUUCCUGCCCUCUCUGCUUUCAUUGUUUCAAGGUUUUGUAACUUCAUUAAGUGUUUCAUCAGUUGGUGAUUUAUUUCUUUUUUAAGUGUGGGCCAUGUUGGAAGCCUUUGCAGAAAAGCAGAAUGAAAACAGUUGAAAGCACUCAAAAGUCUCCCUCCUUCAGCCGCUGCUUUGCAGUACGUCGUCUGCGGCCGUCCAGGAUUAGUCAUUAACCUGUUGCUAAUUCUGCCUCCUGAAAGCACACUGGUCAAAGGUGGCUGCUCUCAUUUUCAUUCUCUGGCCUUGGACGUCCGAGCAGCAAGUCCACCCCUCCAAGUGAAAGUCCCCCUUGCAGGGCAGCCGGAUUGGCAGAUGACAAGAUUUUCCUGCCAGAGAAAGGGCCUCCUCUGCCAGAGCUUGGAGACAGAAACCAGUUUGCAGACCUGCCAGUACAGAGCUUACAAAGUCAUGCUGGCUGGAGGCUGUGAUUUUCCUUUCGAGACCUUGCUUGCAUUGGGGGGCCAUGAACCAAACUGCGCCAGUCAAGAUUUUGCCCGUGAUAAGAUGUGUUGACACCUAGUUCCCCUCUCUCGUUCCCCUCUCUUUCUAGGCUAGUGCUGACACCAUGCUGAAGCUUCGGCUCUUGACGUGGGACGUGAAGGACACCCUCCUUCGCCUCCGUGUCCCCGUGGGCGAGAGCUACUCUGCUGAGGCCCGGGCCUGUGGCGUCCAGGUACAGGCCGAAGCCCUCACCCAGUCUUUCCGCCAAGCCUACAGGGCCCAAAGCCUGCAUUUCCCCAACUAUGGCUCAGACAGAGGCCUCAGCUCCAAGCAGUGGUGGAUGGAUGUUGUCAUGGAGACGUUCCGGCUCUCCGGUGUCCACGGCAAGGAGGCCGUCCGGCCCAUUGCGGAGAAACUCUACCGGGAUUACAGCAGUGCCCACAACUGGGAGUUGCUCCCGGGCGCCAGGGACACUCUGCAGCAAUGCCAGAGGAUGGGGGUCCCCAUGGCAGUCAUCUCCAACUUUGACCAGAGGCUGCAGGAAGUGCUGACCCGCUGCGGCCUCCGCCAGCACUUCGACUUUGUCCUGACCUCGGAAGAAGUGGGGUUUGCCAAGCCGGACAAGCGGAUUUUCCUGGAGGCACUCCGCAUCGCAGGGGUGUCUCCUCAGCUGGCAGCCCACGUGGGGGACGACUACGUGAAUGACUACAAGGCAGCGAGGGAGGCAGGGAUGCACAGUUUUCUGUAUAAAUCAGGUUGCCAGCCUCUAGAGAAGGAUGCAGAAGUGCCCAAUGUCCACAUCCUACCAUCACUGAUGCACCUCCCGUCCCUUAUAGAGAAGGGCUAAGAAGGGGAGUUUUGUCAGGGUUCAGCUAAAUCACACCUGGUGUCCCUCCUAGACUGUAUCACUUCAGUUGGCAGGUGGAAGGUGAGAGAGAGAGAGAGGAAACAUUUUAUGUUCUUCUACAUUAAAAAUAGUAAUAAUUAAAUUAAUAAUCUAAUUUAAUUUUUAAAAUAAAUAAAAAUAAAGGAGGUAGCAGGAUCAGGGAGAAAAAUAAUGGGCCUGCCCCCUGACACCCACGAGUUAUUUAUGCAUGUAAUUACUUUUGAGUCAGUUUGUGGCCCAAAAAAGGACCUCUCCCAAGUUUAAAAACUUGAGCUUAAAUUAUUUAGCACAAUUUCAUAACAAACAGAUAAUAAAACAUCCCUGGCUUAAAUGCCUAAAGUAUUUGGUUGUUUAUAUACUUUUGUUUGUAUGUGCCUUUUAAAAAUAAAUUAAAAUGCUGUUAGAAUGCAUAUCCUUGUGCCCCUGUUAUAUAGCCUUGGGAACCAAUGAAAUGUGAACCUGGAGGCCUGGCUGCUUUUUAAAAGGCAGCCUAUUUCUGUUAUGUGAUGCAGCAGAGAAAGAUUGAUGGAUGUGAUUAGUUGUGAUUCUUGCAUUGCUGGGGGUUGGACUAGAUGACCGUUGGGUCCCUUUCAAAUUCUACCCUUCUAUUACAGUAUUCUAGGAUCUCCCAUUUUAUUGCCCCGUGCUGUGUGUUUGCCACAGUCUGACAGAAAAACAAGAAUGCUAUGCAACAUUCUGCAUGGUUCAGCUUCCUGAGAAUAACACAUUUUAAGAAGAAAAACAAGUUUCUACCCCUCAUGGUCAGAAAGGUAUGCUAGAAAGUAUGUGGGAAGAGAACGGGCUUGCCAAAAUCACCGAACGUGCUGGUGUCGGUUUGAGGAAGACUGAAUGAGAUUCUCAGCAAACUGGACUGAGGUUCCCAGCAAAAAUGGGGUGGGGGGGGGAAUGUGCAAAACGGUAGCUUUAAAUUAUGCAGCUUUAAAUUCACAAUUCUAGUAUUUAAACAGUAGCUUUACAUUCAUAAUUAUAACAUUCGGUGAUGACAAAAAAGCAGCAACAUGCUCCAUCCAUUAUGUAAUUUGCACAGGUUGCAGAAUCCUCUUUUCCUAGUCAGAUUUUUUUUUUAAUUGCUGGCUCUGUCCCUUUCCCCUCAGGGACUAGUACAGUACAAUUGUCUUUUCUGACUGGACUCGUGGUGGCACAGUGCUAAGGCUAAAUAAGACUGAGAAUGACCAUCUUGGAGCAGGUGGAAUGUCCCUCCCAAGCCAAGCCUUUCAGCCCCUGUCACUGACUCCGUCAUGGCCUCCUCUGGUAAGAUACUUAGCUGCAAACUGCAGCUCCCAUCUGCUCUGAACGCAGAGCCAGAGACAGCCCGUGAGUUGCCCCAGAGCAAAGCCCUCUCGCUUCCUGGCACAAGUUGGCAUCGUCCUGCCGGAACCACAGUGCUCAUCUUGCUAGAAUAUAAGGUGAUCCAGCCCCAUUCAGCUUUAGGAAAUAACAACCUUGCAGUGUUGGCUCUCCUCACAUCAGAGAGAGGCUCUGAUCUGCCACGGCCAAGGCUGGGUAGAUGGGGCCGGCAAAGGCUUCGUGGUGCAUGUGCAGAAUGGCACAAGAAUCCGGGUCAAAAAACAGCACCUCUCCAGCAUCCAAGUCCACCAAUACUCCAAUCUCAGCCGGGCACUUGAGCAUCUCCACUGCCUGGUGUCGGCCGUUGUGGGAAAACUGGAACUCGCUGCCGUAGCGGGAGAAAACCCAGGAGGAAGCGUUGCAACCCAGGCGGGCUUCGGGCCCAGCCCCCUUGCGCUCCAGGGAGCCAUAGGAGAUGCCCAGCUUGUAAGCACCGCUUUUGGCCACCCGGACUCUCCAGGCAUGGACCCCCGAACAGAACGAUUCCUCGGCCAAGGCGUUGGGCCAGUGGUCAAACCGUGCCGGGCCACCGGGGUCGGGCCUGCUGUUUUUCUUGGGGCUGAAGGUCAGCGUUCUCUUGUCCUCCGAAAGCUGCAAGAGGGGGCUGACUGUUUUCUCAUCCACGUGGACUUCAUCUGUUCUGGGUGGAGAAAGAAACUGGUCACCACAAACUCGGCAGAAAGGUGUUGGGAACGUAGCCAACUGAAAGGCAGCAAAAGCAAACCUGGAAGGCAGGUGGAGGUGGCCUGGAUAACGACCCCCACCCCACAAGGGAAAGACACUGACCUGAGGCCCGACGGAGAACAGCUAAGGCCCAUAGCCGGCUCACUAAUGGACUCUGGAGGCACCAUGGGUUAAAGUCCAGCUUUUCUGACUCCUGGGGCUUCAGGAUUCCUUCAGCUUCCUCUGUCCUAAACCAACACAACAGAAGCAACUGGGGUUAGUUUUAACGUACCACUUUUCAAUUCAUUCCCAGUAAAAUACAAUAUUACGUACAAUAUAUAUCAGUAUCCUUAGCUCUUUAGGGUACAGUGGUACCUUGGGUUACAUACGCUUCAGGUUACAGGCUCCGCUAACCCAGAAAUGGUACCUCGGGUUAAGAACUUUGCUUCAGGAUGAGAACAGAAAUUGUGCUCUGGCGGCGCAGCAGCAGCAGGAGGCCCCAUUAGCUAAAGUGGUGCUUCAGGUUAAGAACAGUUUCAGGCUAAGAACGGGCCUUCGGAACGAAUUAAGUACUUAACCCAAGGUACCACUGUAUUUAUUUUUAUUUUAUUCAUUAAAUUUGUAGACCGCCUUCUACCCGUAGAUCUCAGGGCAGUUCACAACAUAUAAUUACAAUAUAAAAAACACAAAACACAUGAUAAAAAUAAGAACAGAAAGGAGGGAAACAAUAGCUUUCCCACCAGGCCUGUGGACAAAAGCUUGCCCAAAGGAGUAGAACAGAAAGAAACACAAACUUGCACACACACACACACUGGAAGGAGGCAAUGAGGAAAGUGCUUUUAAUAGCACAAAAUACAUUUACAGCAUUUUAGAAAAACACAUCAGAAGCAGAAAGCCCACUAGGGAGGCACUUGACCCACUGGGUAGGAAGGGAAUUAAAGGGCUGACAGAGGAGGAUAUUGAGAGAGCAGAAAGGCAAAGAGAUGCAAGAGAGGACAUCCUAGACAAAUUAAAAACAAAUAAAUCAUUCAAUCUAGACAGAUUCCAUCUGAAGAGUUCUUAAACAACUCAGAGUGUGAAACUGCUGUUGAGCCUAACAAUAUAAAACAUUUCUUUUAAAGAGAUCCAAAAAAAGUGCAGGCCAGUUGAUACCAGUUCUGGAAGCAUUAUCAGCAGCAACAUUAGGAAACAUAGGGAAGAACAGGUCUUGCUGAAGGUAAAUCAGCAUGGCUUCUGCACAAGUAAGUCCUGUCUGACUCCCCUUUAGAGUUAUUUCAGAGUGUUGGUGGGAAUCUAGACAGCGGUAUCAAAACCACCAGGGGUGCCUGAGCAAACAGCUGUCCUGAAACAGGAGGACAGAUCUUACAUCUCGGCAGUUAGUUAAGGAACAAGAAGCAGAGAGUAGAAAUAAAAGGCCAGUUACAGGAAACCAGGCAAAGGGCCUUCUCGGUAGUGGUGUCUGCCCAGCAGAAUGCCUUCCCGUCAGAUGUCAAUAAGAUAAAUAACUAAAUGAAUUUUAGAAGGCAUCAGAAGGUACUCCUGUACAGGGAAGUUUUUAAAGGUUGAUGUUUUAUUGUGAUUUUAAUAUUUUGUUGAGACUGGAUGAAGCCCCUUUGGUCAGGCUCCUCAGGCCUGUUGCCAUGUUCCUAUGCUCCUACUUAUUGCUUUUUUUGAGGUGGGGGGAGGUAGAAGUAGGAAUCAAAGAUGUCUUCACUCACCUCUCAAAGAUUUCCUCCUCUGCCUGCUAGACACACAGAGAAAGAGAGAGAGAGAGAGAAAGUUACUAAAAAGACCUCUUUGAAAACAGAAAAUUACCACUGCUAAAUAGAUGGAGGUCCAUUUGACGCCAUGGAUGGGAACCCCAGGGAAAGAGUGGAAAGGGGCCCUGGCUCAGCUCCAGGGUCCCUGCAGUGAAAAGGGGGGGGGCUCAAGUUGAGGGUGGGCAGGGGAAAGACCCUCCUUGGUCUGAGAGACCCUAGAGAAGGGCUACCAGACAGAGCCCACCUGACUGGGUUCAACAGACACAAAGCCUGGCCUGGUACAGUCAAACCUCGGUUGUCGAACAUAAUCCAUUCUGGAAGCCUGUUUGGCUUCCGAAAUGUUCGACAACCAAGGCGCGGCUUCUGAUUGGUUGCAGGAGCUUCCUGCACUCAAGUGGAAGCCGUGUCGGACGCUCAGCUUCCAAAAAACGUUCAAAAAGUGAAGCGUUUACUUCUGAGUUUUUGGCAUUUGGGAGUCGAAACGUUCCAAAUGGAGGCGAUUGGGAGCCGAGGUUUGACUGUACAAAGUAGCUUCCUAUAAAUUGAAGCAUAUCACAAAAUAAAUUUAUUUUGUGAUUAUAUUGUUAGUUGUGAUUAUGUUAAAAAUGAUGUAAAACUCAAUAAAAAUGUUUUUUUAAAAAAACCUGAAGCAUGGCAGCUUUUUAAUUUUUUAAGAAAAGCCCAACAUGAUGACAUUUUUGUUUUAUUUUUAGCUCUUGCAAUUUGACCACAAUCUCAAGACGAGUUUCAAUAUAAGCAGGCAGGAAGCCAGAGACUGAUUAUGAUUGCCCUUUCCUUAACCACAGAUGACUUCACUUCUUCCACCCACCCCACCCACUUUUCCCAUAGCCAGACUGGGGGGCUGCCCUGCCAACCUCAGCCUGUCCGCCAGCCCCUGCCUGCCUGCCUGUCUUCUUUCUCCCAUCCAGUCUAGCAGUGGGUGGCAGGGGCCCCUGCCUACCAGCUCCCUUCUCUGCCUUUGUGCUGAUUCUUUGGACCUCAGCAGGGAACAGAAGUAUGGAGAGGAGGGGGCAAAACUAGAGCAAGCUGGCUCCUCCUCCUUCUGGCUCUGGCUCCGCCCACUGUGUGGCUCCCUGCUUUCUGCCCUUCCAUUUCUGUUAGGCAUCAGCCACCACUGGCCGUAGCUAUGGUUGGCCAUCAUGCCGUGCUAACCAUGGAUAAGGUGAAGCAGGGCUUGCUCUUAACCAAGGUCUAGAACCAGAUUUGAAAAGCAGUUCACAGCCAACCUUGGUUCAUGUGGAUAUGGUAGGUGGGCUAAGUGUAGCCAACUGAAGGGGAAAUCACAUACAACCGACCCAGGGUACGUGUGUGUCACCCUGCAGUUUCAUCCUACUCCCAUAGCCUGAAAUCACUGUCAGAAACUAUUUUGGUCUCCCCCCCCC